Messenger RNA from Coregonus sp. 'balchen', 270 nucleotides. NCBI's taxonomy places the organism in Eukaryota, Metazoa, Chordata, Actinopteri, Salmoniformes, Salmonidae. The record is from the annotation of a GenBank genome assembly.
AUGGAUAGUAAGAGAUCACCAGUCAUGGGGGGAUUACAGUAUAUAAGGGAUAUUCAGAGAUACACCAUGUCCUGGAGGGUUACAGUAAUAAUGGAUAGUCAGAGAUAAACAGUUCCUGGGGGGUGGUAGGGUUACAGAUUUGGUAGUCAGGAGAUACAACCAGUCUGGAGGGCUUUACAGUUAAUAAUGGAUGUCAGGCGACACCAGUCCUGGAGGGUUACAGUAAUAAUGGAUAGUCAGAGAACACCAGUCCUGGAGGGGUACAGAUAA